UACCCUUUUCUCUUUUAUCUUCUUCACCAUUGUCGCAGCUAUUUUAAGCUCUAUCCCGUUUUUCUACUCUCUUUUAUCUUCUUUCACCAUUGCAGUAGCAAUUUUUAAGCUCGGAAUAGAGUUGAUUGUUUGAAGAAGCACCAUGAAGAAGAAGACCAGUAAAGACAAGGCUAAUGCUGUUUGUGUUGCCGAAGCUGCUCAAAUGACGGAGAAUUUAGUUGCAACAAAACAGGGGAAGAAAAAGGAUAAAUUAAGCAAGAAGAUAAGAAAAAGCAAAGAGAAAAUCAAUGCUAGCGUUGGAAUUGUUGAUAAGCCUGUUGACGGGAAUGAAGUUCAUCUUCAAGAAAAAUUUAGAAAAGACAGAAAAAAGAAAUCAAAGGGGCAAUUGUUGGAAACGAGUAAAGGAGCUAAUCAGGAUGAAGUUUAUGAAAUACCUUCGGGAGAUGACGACUGCUCAAAAGGCAUGAAAAAAUGGCUUACAGACUACCACCGAAGUAGGCCUGGCUUGAAGGUACUGCAACAAACGAUUGACGAGUUUAUAAUUGAGCACGAGGCAAAACUUGAUCAGGAAAGAAAAGAAAAAGAAGCUCGUCUUACGGAAGGGGGAUGGAUACUUGUUGAACAUCAUAAAGGAAGGAAAAAGACCACAGACACUGAAAGUGGAACUACAGUAGGCUCUGUUUCCCAGGCUGCUGUGGAGGAGAAAUUAGCUAAGAAGAAGAGCAAAGAGGUCUUUGAUUUCUACCGCUUUCAAAAAAGAGAAGCCCAGAGGAGUGAACUUAUGAUACUCCAGAGCAAAUUUGAGCAGGAUAAAAAGCGGAUUCAACAGUUGAGAGCUGCUCGGAAGUUUCGACCUUAUUAAGUGUAACCAAACCCUUUAAAAGAACCAAGAGGUGAACCUAAUCUCUGUUAAUGGUUUCAUUAUUGCUCUAUUUGAGAAGAUGAAAUCCUGACUACAUGUAAUUCGUUACCAAUUUUGUGCAAUUUGUGGUUCUAGAGUACACUGGAAAACGGGCUAGGAUUGUAAUGGGAAUAUGAAGUUUAUUAAUGAAUUCCAGGAUGUGUUAAACAAA
Molecule: messenger RNA, 1073 nt
Organism: Gossypium raimondii (Peruvian cotton)
Lineage: Eukaryota; Viridiplantae; Streptophyta; Magnoliopsida; Malvales; Malvaceae
Exons: 6
Coding region: 143-862 (239 amino acids)
Biological process (GO): ribosomal small subunit assembly; rRNA processing
Cellular component (GO): CURI complex; UTP-C complex
Source: RefSeq, a predicted model, not a curated record